UAAAGCAGAUGCCGGUGCACAGCUGACGACACACGCCGCGAGGCACAGUGAGCAGAGUGGUUUGUGCGUGGAAUAACGCUACUGUCUUUGACUGUUCCUGGUGAAUCAUUGCUCCAAUGGCAAACUAUAAAGUUUUAGAUAGCUCAAUUCAAAAAAUUCUGAAAGAAAGUAUUUCUUUAGAUGAACAGCAGAAGAAACAAUAUAAUGCAAAGUUACAAGAGCUUUUUGAUAUAUUGGAAACAGAAAUGAAGAAACAAGAAGACUUCAAAGCACUUUUUCGACAAAAACAGUAUGUAGGAAGCUACUUCGAGAAUCUGAAAAUUGAAGAGCCCGAUGAAUUUGAUGUUGAUUUUGAACUAGUCAUCCCUUCAUAUGUUGGUGAGUUAAAGGUCUGUGCUAGCCCACAUCCUGGUUUCUGCCAGCUAAAGCUGAAUCCGCCUCCUGCAGCAUCAAGUAGUGGGAAUGAUACAGUCAAAACAAAAGUUAAGAGGUGGUUUGAUGAAAAAGGCUUUAUGUUAAGGUCAAAAGUUCAUCAAUGGAUGCAAGGUGUUGUCGAUAAUGCAUUAAGGGAGUACAGAAGUAGUGACACGAAAAAAACAUUUAAGAUUGCCAGAUCUUAUUCAGGGCCAGCUAUUACCCUCAAUGUAGAACAUGCUACACAACCAGAGAUGAAGUUUUCAAUUGACCUUGUUCCUGUCUUUGUUUUCCAAGACUGGCCAACUACAGUCCAUAAACUGCACAAAUAUAAAAAGACAAUGGGUGGUGAUAAGAGAUGGUACGCAGUGCCAAAAUCAAAAGAAUCUGAAAGGGAUUUUCGAUUGUCAUUUUGGCAUCAAGAGAAACACUUGCUUUCUGGAAAAAAUCAGUUGAAGCCUGUAUUAAAAUUAAUGAAGAAACUAAGAGAUGUCCAAAAUUGGAAAGGAAUUGCAAGCUACUACUUAAAGACACUCUUUUUGUGGAAAAAUGACACUGAUUAUCAAUGGUCCAAAAGUAUGGGUGAGCUUUUUAUUGAGAUGCUGAGAGAGCUGAAAGAGUAUUUACUGGUUAAAAAAGCCCUUCCAUUUUACUGGGUCAGUGAAUGUAAUCUGUUUUCACAAUUAAAAGAUGAACAAAAAAAGUGCAUGGGAGGAUUUCUGCAGAGGAUGAUUACAGAUAUUGAAAAAAAUUUGGAUCAACCUGACUACUUGCUGAAGUAUUUUAAUCUAAGUAACGGUAACAGGACAAAACCUUGUAGGAAAGUUGAAUUGGAUGAUGGUGAAGAUAAUAAGCUUGCCAUACAGGACAAAAUCGUAAUGGAUGACUCUAAUGAGCUUCUCUUAAGAGACACAAUUGAAUUGGAAGACUUUAAUGAGCAGAUCAUAAGGGACACAAUUGAACAGUUCUACACAGUCCAGAAGACAGUGCCCAGUUUGCAAAAUCUUCUGUCAGUUUUGCAGCAAAAGAAAAACUUCAAACAUAAUAGCAAUGCCCUGAGAAAAAUAUUGCAGUCAAUGGGGUUCACUUGGAGAAAAGUUGAGAACAAGCGAACUUUAUUACUAGAGCGUGCUGCUAUUGUGCACUGGCGGUCACGUUUUAUUUCACAGAUGAAGCACAUUAGACAGUCUGCCUCACAAAUCUUCUACAUUGGUGAAUAUUGGAUAGACAGUAACCUAAGAUGUGGCAAACUAGGUAUUAAGGCAAUGGGGAGUUCCUCAAGCAGACUGAUAAUUGGAAGUGUAGGAUCAAAGAAUGGAUUCAUAAGUGAAGCCCAGCUCCAGUUGUGGGCAACAUCUAACAAGGGUGGUUAUCAUGAGAAAAUGAAAUCUGCUACUUUCGAGAAGUGGUUUGAGGAAACCGUGCUGCCAAAUCUGCCUCCCCAUUCAGUAAUUGUCAUGGACAAUGCUCCAUGUCAUAAUAGACAGGUUGACAAAACACCAUCAAAGUAUGAUACUAAGGUGAAGAUGAUUGAGUGGCUACAAAGAAGAGGUCUCUCCAGCAAUGACAGCUUGAGGAAGGAUACUCUGUACUCCUUAGUUAGAGCAAAUAAACCCCUGAAGAAACAAUAUGUAGUUGACACAAUGGCUGCAGGAAGAGGUCACGUUGUAGUCCGCUUGCCACCACACAACUGCAACCUAAAUGCAUUGGAAUUAGCAUGGGCUAAAAUUAAGAUUCUUGUCAGUGAGUACAAAAUCAUGGAGGAAAUGUCAGAUCAGUGUUUGCAGAAGCUUGCUGUCGAUUCCAUUCAACAAGUUACUACUGAAGACUGGGAAGAGUAUUGCAGAAAUGUUCAUGAGCUCGAGAAGGAAUGCUGGAAACAUGAUGGUGUAAUGGAAAAGGCCAUUGAUGAUGUCAUUAUAAGCAUUGGCAAACACGAAACUAGUGAUGGUGAAACUGAGGAAUCAGACACAGAGGAUAGUGAUAGUGGAAGUGAUUGACUGGGGUAAUUUCUUAACUCUAAUGGUUCUUGUGGUUGACUAGGCAUAAACUUGCAUUCGAGGUAGUCUCAACAUUAUAAAAAUAAUGCUGUGCCCACAGUGUGUGCAGUGCAGUGUAGUGUAGUGUAAGGACUGAUCACAGAGUUUCUGUUUGAGGGAAUUGCUGCAGCAUACAUGCAAAACAGUGCUACUCUGAUGUGAGUAAGCAUCGGCACGAAGGCAAGGGAUUAGUGUGGUAUGCAUGUCUUUCCAACAUGCAUGCAGUAAAUGCAGAAACAUGAACUAUAGUGACAUAUUACCAAAUGCAUCCAAACAGUACCACUGUGCUGCUAUUCUCUUUUUGGCUGCCAAAAGACAAACACCAUUUGACAUCCAUUGAAGAAUGAAGAAUGUGUAUGGGGUGGCAUGUCUGUUAAAAAACAUCUAUAUCUUCAUCUAUACUCUGAAAACCACUGUGAGGUGCAUGGUACAAGCUAUGAAGGUAUGUCCCAUUGUACCAGUUAUUAGGGUUUCUUCCUGUCCCAUUCAUGUAUGCAGCGUGGGAAGAAUUAUUGUUUGACUGCCUCUGUGCAUGCAGUAGUUAUUCCAAUCUUAUCCUCACGAUUCCUUUUGAUCAAUACAUAGGGGGCUGUAGUAUAUUCGUAGACUCAUCAUGAAAAGCCAGUUCUUGAAAAUUUGUUAAUAGACUUUCUCUGUCUUCAAGAGUCUUCCAGUUCAGUUCCUUCAGAAUCUCUGUGACACUCUCGCACAGAUCAAACAACCCCAUGGCCAUUCGUGCUGUCCAUCUCUGUAUACAUUCAAUAUCCUUUGUUGGUCCUAUCUGGUACGGGUCCCACAUACUUCGGCAGUCUUCUAGAAUCGGUUACAUGAGUGAUUUAUAAGCAAUCUCCUUUGUAAAUUGAUUGCACUUCCCCUGUAUUCCACCAAUAAACCAAAGUCUACCGCCUGCUUUACCGAUGGAUGAACCUAUGUGAUCAUUCCAUUUCAUAUCCCUACAAUGUGUUACACCCAAGUAUUUAUAUCAGUUAGCUGAUUACAACAGUGACUCAUUGAUAUUAUAGUCAUAGGGUACUAUGUUUUUUUUUUUCAUUUUGUGAAUGUGAAAUGUAAGUUCUGUUCUGGCUCGAUUCAACACAAGACACCGCUUGAUAUGGGAGGCCAGCAGUGGGAAACACAUGAGUAACUGCCCUAUUACUCUGAUCUCUCCCCAUAUGGUUAUCACACCUUCAGUCCCUUAAAAAAACUAUGAAGGGUUGAUGGAUCCCUGUUGAAUGAGGAUGUGCAGCAUGCAGCUAUGGACUUCUCCAUGCAGCAGAACACAGUGUUUUACCAAACUGGUAUCUUCAACCUGGUGCAUUGGUGGGAUGAUUACCUCGGUGCUCACAGUGAUUUUGCCUGAUUGGCAUACCAAUUAUGGACUGUAUGAUCUUCAAAGAGAAACUUAUUGAUUGCACCUUAUAACUGAUCUUGACAGCCAUAUGUGGUAUAUGAUUAACUGUAACAAAACUUCCAAGGCUGUACAUUUUUGAAAUGUGUGUAACUGGAAUGGAGUUGUAUCACAGAAAACAAGUCAUGCCACUGGGCCACAAUCAGCUGCAUAUCAUGUUGAAAACAUCUCACCUUGCCCUCACUGAGCUGGCAUUUAUAGCAUCAUUAAUGAACAUUCAUCCAUCUAUCCCUUUGUUUUCAGUUGAGCCCAUACUGCACUGAAGAUGACUGUAUGAUAUUGCAUGCCAGUAACAAUUAUUUUGAGCUGCAGUAAGUAAAGUAAUCCAGGUGGCUUACAAACUGUGAUGCCACCAAAGUGCAGAUAAAUUAACCAAAAAGGUCAGUUCAAUAUCUCUCUCUCUCUCUCUCUCUCUCUCUCUCUCUCUCUCUCUCUCUCUCUCUCUCUCUCUCCACCUCUCAACCUGCUGGCAAAAUUGUUAGUGGACAUUAAUAUGGAGUGCACCCACCCUCAGCUUAUAACAAUUUGAACUAUGCUGGGGACGCUUUUGAUGAGGUGCCUGUAGGUCUGUGGAGGAAUGGCAGCUCAUUCUUCCUCAAGAGUUGAAACCAAAGAGUGUGGUGACACUGGCUGCUGGGUUUCAGGUCAGGAAUCUGAGCAGACUAGUGCAUUUCAGGAAUGUUAUUGUCUACAAAUUAUUGCCUCACAUAUACUGGUUUAUGACAGGGUGCUUUGUCACGCUGAUACAAUCAAUCGUCAUCUCCGAACUGUUCUCCAGCUGUGAACAGUACUCAGUGCUGUAAAUUAAGUUAAUAUCUUUCAGAAUGCCUUAAGUGCAGUAAUGUGACCAUAACUGAACCAUGAAAAAAACCUCUGUACUGUAACACAACCUCCUCUGUGUUUCACUCUUGGCACAACACAUGAGGUAGGGCAGGUAAUAUUCUCCAGGCAUUCAUCAAACCCAAACACUUCCAUCAGAUUGCCACAGGAUAUAAUGCUUCACCAUUUCAAAUAAUUUGUUUCCAGUCAUUCACUGUCUAGUGGCAUCAAUCUUUAUGCCACCUCAUGUGUUGCUUAGCAUUAUCUGAAGAAAUGCGUGGCUUUUGAGAAGGUUCUUGACCACUGCUCUCUAUUCUUUCUAACUCCUUGCACACAGUCAUUGUGCUAGCUGUACUGCUAGUAGCACUUUGGAAUUCAUGUUAUUCCUUGUGCUUAUUUCAACUGAUUUUUUACAAGCACCCUCCACAGUGCUUGAAUGUUCCUGUCCAUGAGUACAUGGGGUCUUCCUGGUCUGUUUAGCUGUGGUUGUUCAUCACCAAUGGUCGACUUGUGCAGCUUUAGAAAGGUUGAAACAUCCAUGAUGGAUUUGUUAUUCACAUGACAUCCACUGAUUAGUUCACUUUCAAAAACACUGAGCUAUCUUCGUGGAAACAUUUGCUGUUCCUGCGCAUCUACUGACAACACACCACCUCCUGCCGCCUUUUAUAUUGGCAGUUCUGCCUCUCGUGAUGUGUAGUGGUUAAUUAUACAUUAUGUAGAGAUGUCUGGAUACUUUUGAUCAGAUAAUUUUACUUCCACCUAAUAUACCCCAUGGCUUCAACCAUAGAUGAAAAUUAUGAAAACUUAAGGUUUUUCCACUUAGUGGUGGAAUAUGCUGUGCCUGCAGCUGCAUCCAUCUUUGCAUAAAGCAAAAUUUUCACCAUUCAGCUAUUUCAAUAAUGAUAAAGUAAUGGUGAUCAUCCAUCAUGUGAUCAGAUUGCUACAGAAGAAAGCUGAAACCAACAGUAUGUAUAAAACAAUGUAGUUACAUUGCCAUCAAAAAACAAUAAAAGUGUAGUAGUUGUUGUUAAUACUCAAAAAUUAAAGGUUGCAGUUGUACUAGUAGUAGUAUAGUAGUAGUAGUAGUAGUAGUAGUAGUAGUGGUGGUGGUGGUGGUGGUGGUGGUGGUGGUGGUGGUUGUUACCAUUAUUGUUUUCUAUUCAUCCAUGGAUAUUGUAAAUAUGGUUGUAGUAUAGUUCAAGAACAACAGCCUUAAAUAAUAUACAUAUUCACUAACAUACAUGGCCGGUCUCUGUGGGCGAGCGGUUCUAAGCGCUUCAGUCCAGAACCGCCCUGCAGCUACGGUCGCAGUUUCGAAUCCUGCCUCAGGCAUGGAUGUGUGUGAUGUCCUUAGGUUAAUUAGGUUUAAGUAGUUCCAAGUCUAGGGGACUGAUGACCUCAGAUGUUAAGUCUCAUGGUGCGUAGCGCCAUUUGAACCAUUUAAUAUACUUGUCUAGUAUGAUGAGGACAGCUAGUUGGCUAUAGGAACCAUCCCAACAAAAGUGGCACAAUGGGAAGUAUCUUUGCCAAGUACUUCAGUGGUUUACAGAAUAUAGAUGUAUAUGCAGAUGAAGUAAUUUAAGGAAACUAAGGGAAACCUAAAUCCAGGUGGCCAGAUGAGGAUUAGAGCCUCAGUAUUCCAGAAUGCAAGGCCAGUCUGUUUAAAACAGUAAGACUUCAUUCAGAUUACCCCUACUUUGCUUAAACAUUCUUCAAAACAAGUUAUUUUAUAAUGUACAAACCUAAAGUUACACUGUUCAUUUAUUUCUUAACACCAAUUGCUGCGCACACACACACACUGUACCCACCUUAUUUUGUGAUGUAAAAAUAUAGGUUAAUAACAGAUGAUAAUUGUUGAUAGUGUACAAGUAUAACAAAGGUGGCUGUGUACCUUAGCAUAGUAAAGUGGAUAUUGAAAAAAAAUAGCAAUUUAUUUGUCAUACAUAUGUAAAUUAGACACGCAGAUAAUAAAUGUCCAUUUCAGCAACCUAUGUGGUUUAUUAAUAUCAAGAAAAAUGUCUUGUCCUUAUUUUGUAAUGCUAAAUGUAAUUUGAAAACUUUAAUAAAUGUUAAAAUCAA
Molecule: messenger RNA, 6759 nt
Organism: Schistocerca gregaria
Lineage: Eukaryota; Metazoa; Arthropoda; Insecta; Orthoptera; Acrididae
Exons: 10
Coding region: 117-2414 (765 amino acids)
Molecular function (GO): nucleic acid binding
Source: RefSeq, a predicted model, not a curated record